AGCUUUUCAGUUGUUUUUGACUAGUCGUUGCACCUUUCGAUGUUUUUAUUUUGUUUAAAGUAAAAAAAAAAGUUUUAAUAAUCAGAAAAAUAUAAAUAGGAUCCACAAUCAGAACUGAUAUUCUUGAUUUUAUGUAGUUUAAUUGUAAUGUUUUUUCAUAGCAAUGUACGAAGAGUUUUUCAUGUUUUUGUACACACCUUGACACAUAAACGUGUUUUACGUAUAGAAGAAGUCUUUGUUUAAAAUGCACCACAAUACAUUUAAUUAAAAUUUAUUUUCCUGUCACUGCUCUAUUAAGUAUGGUGUGCUGGAAAUGUAUGGCUCAUCAUCUAAAGGCUAAGAAUUAUGCUGUUGUGUGUGAAAGGUUAAUCGCAUAUAGUGCUUCAAACUUGAAAAAAGAUGCUGAACAAGUGGAAGAUAAAAUAGAAACUUUCCCCAAAAAGAAAAAAUUGACUAUUCUUAAGAGAACUUUUCCUACUGAAGGAAAAAAUCCCAUUGCAACAGAAAUGAAGUUAGCUUCAUCUGUUGUUAAAAGGUUAAAUUGGGAAAAUAAACAUUUAUUUGGGCCUGUUCAAAUUGUAAAAGAAUCUGAAGAUAAGCGUAGAAUCGCAAGUAAUGAAAUCAUACAGCAUGAAACACAAAUUCCUAUCGUGGAACCAAACAUGAAGCCAGACCACAUCAACCAUAAUUAUUUGAAAUAUAUUAAAGACUUUCCAUUAUUAAAUCAAUCGGGAGAUUCCAAUGAUGAUUUAUGUAAUAAAAUUAAAAAUGCAAAUAUUUUGAGAAAUUACUUGAAAGAUUUGAGUACUAGGACAACAACUCCUAGCGUUUCAUCUAUUUUAGAAAAAACAAUGCCUUCUGAAAGAGCUCUCAUUUUAAAACAGUGGAAAGAAAAGAUGAUUAAUACCCUAGGAGAAGAAGGUUUCCAAAAAUAUCAAAGUGAACUAUUGCAAAAUGGGUCAUCUUUGCAUAACACUAUCAACAACUACUUGACUGUUGGCUCUGAAGCAGAUUUAGUGAUCAGAGAUGAAAACUUUGGCCACUGGAAAAGUCUGAAAGGAGUUCUACCUUUAAUCAAGGAGGUGAAGUUGCUCGAAGAACACAUUUUUCAUCCAUUUCUCUGCUACAGAGGUGUCAUUGACUGUUUUGCAACAUACAAGAAUCAUUUAGUUGUUAUUGAUUGGAAAACCUCAAAAAAACCAAAGAUGGAUGUCAAAAGUUUAUAUGACAUGCCUCUUCAAAUAGCAGCUUAUGUUGGAGCAUUAAAUUUUGACCCGAGAUUUCAGUACUUGGUAAGCAAAGGUCUUAUUGUUGUGGCUUAUGAUACUGGAAUUCAUGCAACUGUGCACUUCAUCAGUGAGAAGGCUAUGAAGGAAUACUGGAAUCAGUGGUUGAAUCGUGUUACACUCUAUUGGGAAAGUGUGACAAAAUCCUAGCAACGGGAUCAACACUUCCAACAUUUUUUUUUUCUGUAUUAUAAAGGAGCUGUAAAAUUAUUUAUUUGUGUGACUGUCAAAAUCCUAGCAAUGGGAUCAACACUUCCAACAUUUUUUUUCUGUAUUAAAGGAGCUUUGAAAUUAUUAUUAUUAUGACUGUCAAUAUCAAUAUUCAUUUAUUUAACCGAAAGACUGUAUUAAAACAUGGGAGUUUUAUGUAGAGGAUAUUUCACCAUUCAAAAGUAAUCUAAUGGUGUUCCAUAUCAUUUUUCUAUUACAAU
This is a messenger RNA of Uloborus diversus, 1717 nucleotides long. RefSeq names its product mitochondrial genome maintenance exonuclease 1-like. The transcript has 4 exons. Gene Ontology annotation, cellular component: mitochondrion. NCBI's taxonomy places the organism in Eukaryota, Metazoa, Arthropoda, Arachnida, Araneae, Uloboridae. Gene Ontology annotation, biological process: mitochondrial DNA replication. Gene Ontology annotation, molecular function: single-stranded DNA exodeoxyribonuclease activity. The coding region runs from base 300 to 1436 and encodes 378 amino acids. The record is from RefSeq and is a predicted model, not a curated record.